UUCCCUUUUCGUUGCGACUUCGUUCCUCUGAACGCAGUCCCGACUCUGUUUUCUUCUCAACCCCACAGAAAGCAAGCCGGCGAGAACGAGAGGGAGAGAGAGAUGCGAUGAUGAUGAACGCGUACGUGAAGGUGAUGACUGACGAGCAAAUGGAGACCCUCCGUAAGCAAAUCGCUGCUUACACCGCCAUCUCCGAACAACUCCUCCAAUUCCACAAAUCCCUGGAUGCUUGUCCAAAUCUCUCUGGAGCCGCAUUGGGAAACCUAUAUUAUGACCCCUUGGUGACAUCUGUUGGCCACAGAAUUACUGGCAGACAGCGUUGGACCCCGACGCCUGUGCAGCUUCAAAUUCUCGAACGUAUAUUUGACCAAGGGAAUGGCACACCAAGCAAGGAGAAGAUUCAAGAAAUAACCUCCGACUUGUCUCAACACGGCCAGAUUUCUGAGACAAAUGUCUAUAAUUGGUUUCAGAACCGGCGCGCUAGAUCAAAAAGGAAGCAGCAGCAGCAGGAGGCAGCAGCAGUAGCAAGCAAUGCUGAAUCUGAAGUGGAGACACAGGUUGAAUCAUCCAAUGAGAACAAAAAUAAGCCAGAAGCUUUGCCUGCUGCUGAACCCAACCAAAUUGCAACAAGGCCUCCUGACUUGUGCUCCCAAAAUGCUGAAUUAAGCUCUGGAAACUAUUCUGUGGGUUCAAAGCCUGCUACGAGUUUGGGACAAAUGUUUUUCUACGAUGGCAUGUUAUCAAGUCCAAUGGAUGCGUAUUAUAGUUGGAACACUUAAAAGAAAUUUGUUUGUAUUCGGAUUAAAAUUGGUUUUCCUCCUGUGAAGCAUCAAGCAUUUGGUAAGUUUUGGAAUAAUCUUUAACUGCUUGUUCAGUUCUAAUUCUUCAUUUUUACUGUCAAGCUCGGUCUUUGCUGCUAAUAUGGUCUACUUCUCUACUGCUUGUUGAAGGAACGCUGACCGCUAUCAAAGCUCUACCCUCUAGUUUUAUACUACUUUUGACUUCUUCAGUUGAAUCUUGAACUCUCUCUAUCUCUAGUAAGGCCUUGUUGUGUUGAGGAAUGAUAUUGGUUGGGUUACGUAAAUAAUUCUUACGUAUGUAUCCGGAGUUAACAAAUACCAUUUGCAACCAUAAUAUUUGAAUGAGCUGCUGUCAAUCAGAACCUGAUGGGACUGACCUUUUCUAACAAAAA
Diospyros lotus (date-plum) is the source of this 1192-nucleotide messenger RNA. RefSeq names its product WUSCHEL-related homeobox 13-like. Gene Ontology annotation, molecular function: DNA binding; DNA-binding transcription factor activity. The transcript is spliced from 3 exons. The coding region runs from base 108 to 779 and encodes 223 amino acids. Lineage: Eukaryota; Viridiplantae; Streptophyta; Magnoliopsida; Ericales; Ebenaceae. The record is from RefSeq and is a predicted model, not a curated record.